Messenger RNA from Hibiscus syriacus, 463 nucleotides. Its product is annotated as LYR motif-containing protein 4-like. The coding region runs from base 88 to 363 and encodes 91 amino acids. The transcript has a single exon. Lineage: Eukaryota; Viridiplantae; Streptophyta; Magnoliopsida; Malvales; Malvaceae. The record is from RefSeq and is a predicted model, not a curated record. Gene Ontology annotation, biological process: iron-sulfur cluster assembly.
AAAAGAUUCUCUGUUUGACACGGCGCACCUUGAGAAAUAUCACUCUCUCAUAAAACUGAAACUACAAACCAAAAAAAAGAAGCAGAAAUGGCGGUGCCGGGGGCAGUUGUGCCGAUGAGAAUUGAGGUUCUUCACCUUUACCGUACACUACUGCGAGUGGGGCGUCAGUUCAGCGACUACAACAUCGGGGAGUACUCAAAACGUCGAACCAUGGACGCGUUUCGAGACAACAAGAACUUAACCGACACUCGUCUGUUGUCCGCCGCUUUCUCCGACGGUAAAGCACAGCUGGAAGUCGCCAAGAAACAAGCCAUCGUCUAUUCCCUCUAUGCUCCAAAGGUCAAAAGCAUCCUUGAUUUUUAAACCCUCUUUUAUUUAUAUAUAUACACACAUAGAACACUAUUACUUUUUUUAAGGAUAAAGAAUGUACUUUGGAUGAAAAUAUUGAGUUUUUAUGGUUAUG